Molecule: messenger RNA, 2093 nt
Organism: Annulohypoxylon maeteangense
Lineage: Eukaryota; Fungi; Ascomycota; Sordariomycetes; Xylariales; Hypoxylaceae
Product: glycoside hydrolase family 18 protein
Exons: 5
Coding region: 558-1637 (359 amino acids)
Biological process (GO): chitin catabolic process; carbohydrate metabolic process
Cellular component (GO): extracellular region
Molecular function (GO): chitinase activity; chitin binding
Source: RefSeq, a predicted model, not a curated record
AUUAUGAGGUACCUUCUAAGUAACUCCAGCCUGUAUCCUUCGAGGCAUCAUGAGCUGAUGGAAUUUCCAACUCCUAAUCUGGCCCCGUCCUUUCUAUUCGGGCCUUGCUAGGCUGGCGAACAUUUACUACUGGUUCCUUUUCUCAUGCCUGAGCUGACCAAACAGCCAUAGAGCGACCUUUUAUCUGUAAUAAUCCCCGUCGCAAUUAUGUCAUGCAUGAAUAGCCCAAGGAACGAUCUCCGUGAGGAUAUCCAAAUACAUAUCUACCUGGACGGUCCCCUUGAGGCAAAAUUUUGGUGAUGUUGCGCCUUUCUCCACCGCUCCCGCGCUCGGGAGACCGCCAGAGUUAUCAAGGUUAUCAUAUAUAUGACAAUAUCGCACACCAGACUCCUUCAACAUGUACCGUCUUGAACCUCUAUAUCCCUUUAAUUAUUGGUAUCCCUGUUGUUGUUCCUUGACAUAAAUCGACCUCUACUCCUCCCAGACCGCGCGCCCUAACUCGAGUUAACCGUCUCGUUAAUAUCUUCUUCUACUACGGAAGAACGGAGAACGGAUCGAUGAAUAUGAGCUCGUCCUCGUCCCGAAGGCGGAAGGCCGCUAGCACAUCGAACGUGAUGUUCACGAACGCUGUAUAUUUCCCGAAUUUAAAAAUCUACAACGGCGCUACGCCUGGCAUGAUGAACUACAGCUGCGUCAACCACGUGUAUUACGCAUUCGCCAACGUGGCAGCGGACGGGUCCGUGUUUCUAAGCGACGAGUGGGCAGAUACGCAGGCCCCUUGCGACGGCGUUCAAGGAGGUCUUGGAUCGCUCAUGCAUCUCAAGCAGAAGCACCCGCAUCUGCAGGUGACCCUGUCGAUUGGCGGCGGGCCAUCGAACGAGAAUUUCCCCAUAGUCGCCUCGGACACGCUGCUGCGAGAUAACUUUGCGCGAUCUGCACGCGGUUUAGUGGAGGCGUCUGGCUUGGACGGAAUCGACAUUAACUGGCAAUAUCCAAUGGACCCUCAGCAAGGCGCCAACUUCGUCGCGCUUCUAGCUGCCGUGCGAAUCCACCUUCCGGAGGAGCAAUUUUUCGUCACGGCGGGUCUUCCGGCAACCCGCGUGACGCUGCAGAAUAUCGACAUCGCGCAGGCCGCUGCUUACCUCGAUUUCGUCAAUCUUGUGGCAUACGACUUUUGCGGACCGUGGACUCACAGGAGCGGACACCAGGCCCAACUGUAUUCGAUGAACAAGGACGAGGCUUCCGGUUCGUCUGGCGUGUCGUAUCUCGUGGGCCACGGUUGCCCGGCUAGAAAGAUUCUAUUGGGUAUUCCACUCUACGGACGGAGUUUCCUCGGCGUGAGCGGACCGGGACAUAGACAUAAAGGUAAUGGAGGCGAGGACGGCGCGUUCGAAUACCACUCGUUGCCGAGGAAGAAUGCUAAGGAGUCGGUGGACAAGCGGGUAGUGGCUGCGAGCUGCGUUGGAGGCGACGGGGGAUUCGUAACGUACGAUAAUCCGGACACGGUGAAGAUGAAGGCGGCAUAUUGCAAGCAGAAAGGACUUGGCGGCUUGUUCUACUGGAGCGGACCAGCCGAUUCUCGAGAGAAGUCCCGAAGUCUGAUCGCGGCCGGGUUUCGAGCGUUGCAUAGCUCGUGAUCGUACGGAAACAGCAUGUCUACGAACGGAACGGAGUUGAAGUGGUUUUGAUUGCAAAUUUCCUGGCGUUAAUUUGAUAUUGAAUGGGGCUCUUGCAUUUACGAUCGGGUUUUAUAACAUCAUUGCUUGCAUUGCGUUGCAUCACUUCGCAUCACUCAAGAGUUGGAGUUGUCAUUGGAUGAUUAGACAUCUUGAUUUCUUUUUCUACUGUCGUUUAACCUGGGGGCCUUGGGGGGCAUCACAUAUCACCGGGAGAUCAUGAGAACGGCGAGAACAGGCUGAUACCCAAAAUAUUAGGAAAUACUUCUAUUUUGCAUUCGGAAUCAUUAGGUGAAGGUGUAUAGAUAGGGAGAAUUGAAAGGUUGCAUCUGAAUUGUGAUAGUUAAGGGGGUUAAAGAAGCUGUUCCGGAGAGUCGGGGAAUUGGGAUUCAAUGGUUCAAAUGAGAAAGAAUCGAU